ACAGGCUGAGAGUAUAAUUACUGUAAGAGAGCAGAGAGGAAGAGUAGAGUGACCCUGCACACUGUUCAUUCAGCUCAGGACCACCAGGCCUAGGACCACGAGGACCAGGAACAUCAGACUCGCAGGCAGAGGAGCAGAAUUUCAGACCCACAGUGAAAGCUAAGAAGCAUCAGAACGAGAUUCAAAGAGAGUCAGACCUGCAGCAGGUUCACAUCAGUUUCUAGAUUCUACUGUUGAACUCUCCGGAGCUUCGGAGGAUUUCAUCUGAAGGAUCUCAAACCUGUUUCCGCGUCUUCAACUGCACAUAAAAACUGAUUCUACUGCCUCUACUCUGCAUCAAUCCACCAACCAUCAUGUGCUCUUUCUUUGCCGUGUUCUUCUCAGUCUCAGCGUGGCUUCUCAUUGAUGCCUCUCCAACCAUCUCUCCUGCCCCGCGGCUGCAGGAGGCAGCGGUAUCCUCUGACUGUCCUUCGUGCUCCUUGCCUCAGGUGAGGAGGAACUUGUCUUCGUCCGGCGGUCAGAGUGACAUGGUGGAGGCAGUGAAGCGUCACAUUCUCAACAUGCUGCACCUGAGCGCCCGGCCCAACCUGACACAGCCAGUUCCUCGAGCUGCUCUGCUCAAUGCCAUCAAGAAACUGCACGUGGCCCACGUGGCUGAAGACGGCAGCGUGGAGAUCCAGGAGGAUGGCCAGGGCACUGGAAACUCAGCACCACCUGAACCGCCAUCUGAAAUCAUCACUUUUGGAGAGCCAGGCGACAGGCCCAACACGGUGACCUUUGACAUUUCAGAGGAGGACGGUGGCUCAUCUCUGGUGGAGCAGGCAAACGUUUGGAUCUUCUUGAAAAUGUCGAAGGUAAACCGCUUUAAAGGCAAAGUGAUGCUGCGGCUUCAUCGUGACGAGGAGUGUGUCUCGGAGAAGAUGGUGGACACCCGUCGCAGCGGCUGGCACACCCUCGCAAUUCCUCACACUGUUCAGACUCUGCUGGACAGCGGCAGCAGGCCUCUUAGAUUGUGGGUUUCCUGUCCUCUGUGUCCCGAAGCCGGCGCCGCUCCCGUCCUAACACCUGCCAAUGGUGAACUGGCCACGGGACGAGAUCAAUCACACCGGCCAUUCCUCAUGGUGGUGCUGCGACCUCGAGAAGAGGUGGCUCAGCGGCGAGUCAAACGAGCUCUGCAGUGUGAUGGGAAAAUCCGCAUCUGCUGCAAACGAGAGUUUUACGUCAACUUUAAAGACAUCGGCUGGAGCGACUGGAUCAUUGCGCCAUCUGGUUACCAUGCUAACUACUGUGAAGGCGACUGUCCAAACCACAUGGCGAGCAUCGGAAGCUCACCGCUCUCCUUCCAUUCAACGGUCAUCAACCAUUAUCGCAUGAGAGGCUACAGCCCAUUUCAAAACAUCAAAUCGUGCUGCGUGCCAACGAGGCUGAGAGCGAUGUCGAUGCUCUACUACAACGAAGAGCAGAAGAUCAUCAAGAAGGACAUCCAGAAUAUGAUCGUGGAGGAGUGCGGCUGCUCGUGAACGGUUCACCUUUGCUCUACUGAUGCUGCAAGAUGAGGGAAAGACUGAGAAACUUUCUGAGAACCUCUAAGAAAUACUUGGAGAAACUUUUUGAGAAAUUCUCUCUGAAAGCUGCUACCUGAAGGAAGAAACAUAUAAUCAGCUCUUUCCCAGGAAAGACAGUCUCCUAGGUUUAGUGAAUCUUUGUGUUUCAUAUUGGGAGAGACUCUUUUCCACAUUGGAAUGAGCUGAGGAUACUAUGCAACAUGUGAACGUCUCUGUCUUUUUUGACGUGUGCUUCAUCAGUGUUGGUUUUCUGCUGUUUAGAGAACAUGUCGACGCUAACAUGUUCCACUGAGGGUUCGACUGCUGAAGACAUCUCUGCUGUCCACAGAGUUUAAAGAAAGUGCUUAAUCUGGUUGCUGAAGCCAAACUUUAUUACCAUUAUUAUUAUGGAACACAGUGAAUGUAGAUAUUUGCACAGUAAAUAAUAUUUCUAGAUGCAUUGCCUCAGUUUGAGUUGAGAGGAUUGAGAUGAAAGCCAAAGAGAAACGUUUGGUUCAUUUUCCUGAGAGACAAACAGCUGAAAUCCACACACCUCACAUUAAACCGUUAAUCUGCUGAAACAAAAACAGACUGAGCACGUUUCUGAUCACAUCAGUCUUUAAUUAUUAAAAAAAAAAAAACACGCUUCUGUAAUUUAUUUGCAUUUUGAUUGUUUUCUUCAAUCAUUAAACAG
Archocentrus centrarchus (flier cichlid) is the source of this 2238-nucleotide messenger RNA. RefSeq names its product inhibin subunit beta Ab (gene inhbab). The transcript is spliced from 2 exons. The record is from RefSeq and is a predicted model, not a curated record. The coding region runs from base 354 to 1520 and encodes 388 amino acids. NCBI's taxonomy places the organism in Eukaryota, Metazoa, Chordata, Actinopteri, Cichliformes, Cichlidae. Gene Ontology annotation, cellular component: extracellular region. Gene Ontology annotation, molecular function: cytokine activity; growth factor activity; hormone activity.